Molecule: messenger RNA, 5301 nt
Organism: Thrips palmi
Lineage: Eukaryota; Metazoa; Arthropoda; Insecta; Thysanoptera; Thripidae
Product: flocculation protein FLO11-like
Exons: 7
Coding region: 477-4148 (1223 amino acids)
Biological process (GO): regulation of RNA splicing
Cellular component (GO): nucleus; cytoplasm
Molecular function (GO): protein binding
Source: RefSeq, a predicted model, not a curated record
AGGCGCACGAAUCGCACGGCCCCUCGCCCGUCCCGGCGCUACGUGUCGCUGCGUGUUGCUGCGUGUCGCGUCGGUACGCCCCAGGCCGGCGUGCUGCGCGUGCUGCUAGUGCAGCCAGUGCGCGAGUGGUGCAAGUGUCUAGUGUAUGUGAGUGCGAGCGCGUGGGCGUUUGAUACAGGUGGCCCCGCCCCCCAGCGAGCGCGAGCCGGUGGAAUGCAACCAGUGUCCUUGCAGUGAUUUGCUUCGAGGGUUAGAGAGAGGAGGAGGAUGUCCGUCGGGAUGACCGUGGCGUCUGCCGUACGCCGUGCCGGCCGUGCCUAGCGACGCCGUGCCCUGCUGUAAGGACCGGUCCGGAACGCAGGCCCUUCCUCCCUUCCCGGAAUGAGCGUGGAUCCCCGGAGGAGAAACCAGCGCCCGGAGCAGCAGCAGCAGCGUUGAGCAGCGCCGACCGGCCGGCCACCAUCUCCAGCACCGCCAUGGCCUCGUCCGCGUCCUCGCCGUCCUCGCUGUGGGCGGCGGCGGCCGUCCUGGCCUGCUGCGCGCUGCGCGUGGACGCCGCCGAUGCCUCCACGGACGAGUGCUUCUCGUCGGCCAGCGUCGUCGGCGCGGUCCUCGGGACUGCCAUCGUGCUGCUGGGCCUGGAGGGCGGCGCCUACAUGCUGUGGAGGCUGUACUGGCGCAGCCGCAGAGGUCAGCAUCUGGUGCUGGUCACGGACCCCGAGAAGGGCGGCGACUACGCCUUCGACAACCCCUGCUUCAAAGAUGCCACCCCCGUGUCCAAGUCCGUGCUGGAGCCGGCCAAGGCGGACCAAAAGAACAACAAGUGGACGUCCUGGGGCGGCCUCGGCGCCAUCCGCAACAACCUGGGCGGGCUGCAGGGCGAGAAGCGCAGGGCCAUGGACGACUCGUACACGGGCGCCACCACGGAGCCGCAGGUGACACAGGUGCUGCUGCGCAGCCACGACUUCACCGGCCUGGGCUUCAACAUCUGCGGCAACAUGCGGGACGGCAUCUUCGUCAAGGACGUCCUGCACCGCGGCCCCGCGUCCGAGUCCAAGCUCAUCUUCCCCGGCGACCGCAUCCACGGCAUCCGCAUCAGCCUGCGCCACAUGGUGUUCGAGGACGCCCUCACCAUCCUGUCGUACGCUUCGCCCUACGAGGUGACCCUCGAGGUGGAGACCGGCACGGCCUCGGGCGCGUCCUCGCGGCCGUCGUCGCUGCUGCGCCGCGAGAAGGAGAAGGAGGCCCUGGCCAGCCUGGCGGCCGCGGACCGCAUCGUGCACCCGUUCUACCGCAGCCAGUCCAUCGCGGACCUCGCGCAGAUCGGCAAGGCGACGCACAAGCGCGCGCACACUGCGGACUCGCCGUCGCGCAGUGAGCACGGCGACUACCCGACCCUCAAGCUGCACAGCGCGCAGACCAGCCCCGCGCACGCGCAGGCCGUGCAGGCGGCGCACGGCCCCACGCUGCACACCAGCACGCCGCACGCGCACGCCGCGCACGCACGCCUCGAGCAGGCCGCGGCCGUCAUCAAGCCGGAGCGCACCAGCGUGCACGCCGUGCACAAGCUGGGCGUGCGCGUGCUGCCCGCCGCCGGGGAGCCCACGGAGAAGCGGCAGAACGUGCACAACACGUACCUGGAGCGCGGCAUCGACGUGCCCGACGGCUACAACCCCUACGCGCCCGCCCAGCCGGCCCAGCCGGCCCAGCCCCCAUCGCCGCAAGAAGGCUUCCACGACGUGGACCUCGGCGGCGACAAGGCCUCGGCCCCGGAGGAGCACCACAAGGUGGGCGUCGUCGCUAAGGAAGUCAAGACCAAGAUCAGCAAGGGUUUCCACAAUCUACUGCACUCGUUGGACCGCCACAAGAAGAACGCGCCCGCCGCGGAGGCCAGGCCAGCAUCACCGUCGCCCUCGCCCACUGCGGACACCACCAACGCCUCGAUGAUCGUCAACACGUCGCUGGCCUCUGCCGACUCCGAGGUGAUGACGCGGAAGCCGAGUGGCAGGGGCAUCCCGACCGAGAUCCCAGAGGAGGUCCGCCUGGCCGCCAUGGCCGCCAGGAGCAACCGCAAGUCGCUCGGCGCGCUCUCCGUCGAGGUGAUCGAGUCCGCCGUCGUGGCGGAGGCCGACCGGGCCUCGGCCAGUCCAGGCGGCAGCGACAGGCAAGGCGUCCCCAAGCGCAAGGGCCUCGCGCCGCGACCGCCCUCCGCCCCCGUCACUCCCGGCGCCGCCUCGGCCGAGGCCAUCACGCCCAUGGCAUCACCCUCGUCCCUGGCCUCGUCCCCGGCCUCGGCCUCAGUCGCACUAGUCAACGGCAUGAGCGGCGACGAGUCCCUGCUGUCGCUGCAGUCCCUGCACUCGCUGCCCAUGCACUCGGACUCGGAGUCCGAGGCGGACAGCCCCCUUCCGCCCGGCCUGGCCUCCGGACCGCGGACCACCAUCGAGCUGACGUCAUCACACGUGACCGUGCACCACAGCCAUGGCCUCGGCCUCGACGACGACACGACCCGCAAGGCGGCCUCCCUGGGCGACUUGUCCCGCAUCGGCGACAAGCUGACGGGCGUGGCCGUGCUGGAGAGAGCCGUCUCCCUGGACCUGGACGCGCCCAGCCACGGCAAGAAGCGCAAGGCCCCGGCAGCACCCGCCACAGAGGCCGAUGACCUGGACGACGACCUCUCCCUGGACGCCAUGGAUGACGCCGGCGUGUACGGCAUGGGGCGGAAGGAGCCCCGCCUGGACAUGGUGGUCAUGGGCAUGAACACUUUCGAGCGGAGCCGGCUGAAGAAGUCCUCCGACUGGGGCACGCUGGAGGAGGCCUUGGCCUCGGACAGCAGCCAGGUGCAUGUGCUCACUUCCACGGCCCCCACUGUGGCCGAGCUCCACCCGAAGGGUGAGCUCAAGAACUCGUUCUUCGUUGGGGGUAGGAAUUUCGGCCUGGAUGGUCCCUUGACCUCCGAUGAACAGCCCUUCAGCUUCACGGCCUCCUCGAUGGAGCCCUUGAGCAUCGAGGUGCGCGCCGAGGCGUCGCCGGCUGGGCCUUCCCCGGCCGUGGCCUCGACGAGCAGCUCGGACCGCGACGACCGCGACAGGGUGCUGUGGUCCGUCCCGGGCGAGAGUGGUCAGGCCGGCCCGGCGAGGAUCAGCGUCAACAGCUCGAUGGACGUGGACCCCGCGCUCCCCGCGUCCGGGCCCACCUCGCUCAGCUCCCUCACCAUCGUCAGCUCGACGCCGAUGCGGCCCAGCCACGACGUCGCCAGAGACGCCGUGCAGUCCCCCCUCGUGUCGUCCAGCGAAGUGAACCGAGCCCUGGUGUCCUCCUCGUCGGCGGCCUUCGUGUCUACCACGCAGCUCAACUCGCUGGAGCAGGACACCGCGGACGCUGCCUUUCUGACCGCCGUGGACUCGUCCACGCUCAUGCUGGACGCCGCAGACGUGGACUCUGACGACGAGGCAGCGUCCUCGUCACCGCCUGAGCUGCCCACCUCUCCCGUGCCCAUGUCCUCCCUCACGUACGUCACGGAGAUCCAGGUGACUACCCCUGGCUCGUCCAAGGUUCACAACGGCUUCUCGUCGCCGCCCCAGAGUCCCCGCAGCAGCAGUCCUGUCGCCUUGGGCGAGGACACCCCCAAGGCAGCUGAGGUGACCGUGUCGCCAGCGUCGUCUCCGGAGCUAUCCAACCUCGAGCAGUCCGUAGUGAACGUCAACGGCGACAUCAACGGCCGCGACGCGUCACCCGCAGCUCUGCCCUCGGCGUCUCCCUCGGCGUCUCCCUCGGCGUCUCCCUCGGCGUCUCCCUCGGCGUCGCCCUCCGCCUCGCCCUCCGCGUCGCCGUCGACUCCCACGGCGUCGCCCUCCGCGACCGCGACGACGCCCAAGGCGGGCAGGAACGUGAGCGUGACCGCCAUCCAGGGGUCGCGCAUCCCCGUGCGGUCGGCCGGGUCGGCCAGCCACAGCCCCGACGCCUCUCCGGCGCGGGGCAGUGCAGGGAACGCCGGGAGUGGCGGCCCCAGCGGGGCGUCGCCGGCCACCUCGCCGUUGCGGCCCCCCGUGCCCGCCAGGCGGACAGGCGACCUCACGCCGCGCAAGGCCAACGGCGCCAACGGCGCCAACGGCGUCCAGAUCGUGUCCACGGAGCAUGCGCCAUGAACGCCGGCAAGGCCCUGUUCCAGGUCGCAGCCAGCAGUGCGGACCUUGUGAUUCUUGAAACAAUGUGUCAUAUCUAUGCAAGCAAGUAGAAUCCCCCGAAAAUAAAAUUAAGCAGCAAAUGAAGCCCUGAGUGAAAUUUGCUCAAGUGAUUUGCUGGAAGAAAAUUGUCUGUUGGUUUUGCUGUAACAGAAAUGCAUUUAGCUGCUACGGGAUGGAUGCAGGUCACUAUGCCUGGGUAUACUUUUUCAACUUGAAAUUUGGUAAAGUUUCAUUUUGGCGGAAGACUUUUUAGUGUUUACUGGUAUUUAUAAUUUAUUUAUUUUAUAAAGGUUUGCUUUUUGGAGUGUCUAAGAUCAAUCCAUCAAUUAUGUUGCUAUGAGAUUCUCUGGUUCUUUGAUGUUGAGUUUUACAUUCCAGUCAAGUAUUAAAAGUAAAUUGUAAUGGUAAUGAAGGGUUGGUUUCCUCAUCAGAGACAGCAAGGAGGUGCUAGUACAAACAGUCGCUUGUGCCAAACACCUGCUAUUAAAAGCCCUGUUAUUUGCGUUUUCGUGAUGGUAAUUUAGAGCAGGUUUCAGGCACAUCUAUAGCUGCACCUCAUUGGCUGACAUUGUUCUCAAGCAAUUUCAAUGAAUUGAUGUGUAGGAAUGUCUGUAAACUACAGAGCUAUAAGUGCCCUGAUUUCAUUUAGCCAUCUGUUGUCAAUAUUGUUGUUACCUAGACGGUUUGUACAUAGCAUGUAAAUUAUGUAUUUUUAUUGUCCUAAUUAAGUAGUUUUUUUAAACAAUUGUUGUGCAAUGACAUUUUAAAGAGAGCAUGUUUGUUAUGAUCUGUGCCACUGACUUGUACCAUUUAUUAUAGGUAAGAAGGGUUUAAUAAAAUGUUGAUAUUUUUUUAAAUUGCAAAAUCAAAUGUGGAUUGAAGUUUUUAUCUGCUAACCACAACAUUUAUGUCUGUGCCAUGAACUAUCAAUAAUAAUUCUUGGUGGGUCCUGCAGUGUGUCGGAGGUAUCCUUGUUUUUGUUUUAUUUUUAUGUUGUUCACCAACAAGUGGUUGAAUGUGUAUGGUCGCCACAAAAUUAAAGCUCAUUCUGUUUUAUAAAUGUGACAAUUUGUCAUAAAUAAAAUUGUUAAAAAAUAAAACAUCCUUUUCUGGA